Molecule: messenger RNA, 1238 nt
Organism: Pantherophis guttatus
Lineage: Eukaryota; Metazoa; Chordata; Lepidosauria; Squamata; Colubridae
Source: RefSeq, a predicted model, not a curated record
CAUCAACUGUGAUGCAGUUUCUGACAGUUGGGCUUGGACUCAGCUCUGGUUGAUGCUGGGCUGUUUGGGAGAGGCCAUUUCUCACGUGGAUAUUGAGGAUCCUUCGCAGUGAACUCAAGAGGAGUGGCGCUGAAUUCGAGACCUUCUUUCACCCAACUCCCCCACCUACCCCAUGGAGAAAUCUGAAGCGUCCCACCUGAUGGACAUCCAGGAAGCGUUAAAGAGGGAGAUCUGGGACCUACGAGACAAAGCGGCCAACCUCGACCUCGAAAACCAGGAGAUCGCGAAGGAGACGAAGCACAUGAACGAGGAGAACAAGAGCCUGGAGGAGAAAGUCAACUGUUUCAAAACCAUCAUCGAGGACCUGGAAAAAGAAGAGGAAGAACUGCAGGAGAUGCUCCGAGAACGGGAAGACACACGGGUGGCCCUGCAGGUCCAAAACCAAACCUUGGCAGAGACCAACAGGGUUCUCUGCUCCAAAAUCCAGAAGGUCUCCAACCAGCUGGUCAAAUUUCAGGAGUCCAAAGCCAGCCGGGACCAAGGCAUGCUGCGUAUCAAGCAAGUGAUGGAGCACAUCGUGGGCUACUUCAAACAGCUGGAGGCGAAAAUCGAAACCGCCAGGCGCCAAUACGAGGCCGAGAAGAAGCAGUGCGCCGAGCUGUCGCACACGGUGGCGGAGCUCGAAGAGAUCUGCAAGGCGCUGGAAAACCAAGUCCUGUCUUUGGAAGAGCAGCUGGCACAGUCCCCCUUCAGCAGGUUGGAGACGGACUACGGCCAGGAAGGUCCUUCUCUGCUCCAAGAGUUGGUGCAGGCCAAGUUGACCCAGGACUCCCGAGGCCUUCACAAGAGCUUCUUCUUCCUCCUAUCCAGAGGGACGUGGGUGCUGGUGGCCAUCAUCAUCGGCCUGGCGUUUUCGAACGCCUUGUUCUUCCUGUUUGGCAAAGACUUGGCGCCCAGGAACCAUUUGCUGACCUUGACCGACUGCCCCAAGUGGGUCUCCAAAAUCUUGUCCUCGCAUUCUGUCUGGAGGCAGAGCGGCUUACGGCCGUUUUGAGUUGGGAUCCCGCGGAAAACUCUAGAAAGCUAAUAAAUAAGAACCCUCCACCCAAAAAAAAAGGCACUCUCUGUGAGAUCUCUCACACUCUCUUUCUACCUCAGGAUACGGAAUCUAUUGCCUUAAUUUCAAUUUAAAAAAAUAAAUAAAAUCUUUUAACACUGGUGCAGUUUUACGACCUGAA